This is a messenger RNA of Penicillium griseofulvum, 1431 nucleotides long. Its product is annotated as alpha-amylase. Bases 1 to 1431 code for a protein of 476 amino acids. Gene Ontology annotation, biological process: carbohydrate catabolic process. NCBI's taxonomy places the organism in Eukaryota, Fungi, Ascomycota, Eurotiomycetes, Eurotiales, Aspergillaceae. The record is from RefSeq and is a predicted model, not a curated record. Gene Ontology annotation, molecular function: calcium ion binding; alpha-amylase activity. The transcript is spliced from 10 exons.
AUGCUUCUUACACGAUUUGCUUGGCUUGCCGGCUUGGCUAGCACUGCCAUUGCUGCAACUCCAGCUGAAUGGCGCUCGCAGUCGAUCUACUUCAUGGUCACUGAUCGAUUUGCCCGAACUGAUGGAUCGACUACCGCUGCCUGUAACACCGCUGAUAGAAAAUAUUGUGGCGGAACAUGGAAAGGAAUCAUAGAUAAACUGGACUACAUCCAAGGAAUGGGCUUCACGGCCAUUUGGAUCACUCCUGUGACCGGUCAAUUGACCGAGGACACCAAGUAUGGAGAGGCCUAUCACGGAUACUGGCAGCAGGACAUCAAUUCUCUGAAUCCAAACUAUGGAACUGCCGACGAUCUCAAGGACCUCGCUGCGGCUUUGCAUAAACGCAACAUGUAUCUCAUGGUCGAUGUCGUAGCAAACCACAUGGGCUAUGAUGGCGCAGGCACUAGCGUCGAUUACUCCAAAUUCAAACCCUUCAACGAUGCGAAGUAUUUCCACCCUUAUUGCCCAAUCACCGAUUACAACAAUGACAACAUGGCGCAAAACUGCUGGCUUGGCGAUAACACUGUUUCCCUACCGGAUCUGAAUACACAGAGCAAGGAUGUGCAGAAGAUUUGGUAUGAUUGGGUUAAGAAACUCGUUACCGACUACUCGAUUGACGGUCUCCGUGUUGACACUGUCAAACAUGUCCAGAAAGACUUCUGGCCCGGCUACAACAAAGCCGCUGGCGUCUACUGUGUAGGAGAGGUCUUGAACGGCGACGUUGAUUACACCUGUCCAUACCAGGAGGUAAUGGACGGAGUUCUCAACUAUCCAAUAGCCUUCCAAUCGACUAAGCCAGGAAACAUGGCCGACCUAUACAACAUGAUCAACACAGUUAAAUCGACCUGCAAGGAUCCAAGCCUUCUCGGAAAUUUCGUGGAAAACCACGACAACCCACGUUUCGCCUCCGUCACCGACGAUAUUUCCCUCGCCAAGAAUGCAGCCACCUUCAACAUCAUGGCAGACGGCAUCCCUAUUGUCUACGCAGGACAGGAACAGCACUACAGCGGCGGCGCGGACCCAGCUAAUCGCGAGGCUCUGUGGCUGUCUGGAUUCAAAACAGAUAGUGAACUGUACAAGCUCAUUGCGAAGGCCAAUGGUGCUAGAAACCAGGCAAUUGCGAAGGGUGCUAACUACACUACCUACCAGAACUACCCAAUCUACAAAGAUGACAAUACCAUCGCCAUGCGGAAGGGCUAUGAUGGAGGUAAAGAGUACUCGCUUUCAAUUCCUAAGACUGGUUUCAAGGCUGGUGAUAAGUUGACGGAGAUUGUAUCCUGUGCCAGUGUUACUGUUGCUGAGGGUGGGGAUGUUCCUGUUCCUAUGGCGGGUGGAGAGCCGAGGAUCUUGCUACCGACUUCUCUACUCAAGGGCUCGAGUCUGUGCUCGUAG